UAGUUGACUCUCAACUCUCAAUCUACAACUAUUACUAGAUCCUCUCCAUUUUUCUUUUCCCACAAAGGAUAAUCUGAAGCUCCCAUCUAAGGAACCCCUGCUGGUAUUAACCAGAAGAAGAGUGUAAUGGCAGUGGCAAUCAUUGUACUACUUGUGGCUUCACUGCUUAGUUCAUCCCGUGCUUGUCAUUUUCCAGCAAUUUACAACUUGGGCGAUUCAAACUCCGAUACAGGAAGUGUCUCCGCAACAUUUGGUCGGGUUCGUCCCCCUUUCGGAGAGACUUUCUUCCGUAAACCUGCUGGUCGGUAUUCCGAUGGGCGUCUAAUCAUCGAUUUUAUAGCUAAUGAGUUGAAAAUGCCAUUCUUGAGUGCCUACCUUGAUGCAAUAGAAUCGAACUUCAGUCACGGAGCGAAUUUUGCAGCGAGCGGAUCAACGAUUCAACCAGCCAAUGGCAAAUUAAUUGGUGCAGGUUUUAACCCCUUAUCUCUUGAUAUACAGCUCUUGCAGUUUCAACAACUUAAAGAUCGCACCAAUGAGCUUUACGAUCAAGCCAAGAAUCCGGAUGUUACAGAUAGGCUCCCGAGACCGAAUGAGUUUUCAAAGGCUCUUUACACGUUUGAUUGUGGACAGAACGAUCUGCAUUAUGGCCUUAAAACAACUACAGAGGAGCAGGUUAAGGCAUCCAUUCCCGAUAUAAUCAGCCAGUUCACGACAGCAAUUGAGAAGUUCUAUCACCAAGGAGCAAGAAUGUUUUGGAUACAUAAUACCGGUCCCAUUGGAUGCUUGCCUGUUUUUGUCCUAAAUUCCCCUCCAGAGCCCGGAAAUGCCGACCAAACUGGCUGCAUUAAGUCUUACAAUGAGUUGGCUAAAGAAUUCAACAAGCAGCUUAAAGACUGGAUUUCUCGACUUAGAGCCAAGCUCCAUGGUGCAAGGCUUACAAAUGUGGAUAUCUAUUCAGCUAAAUAUUCUCUAAUCAGUGAAGCACAUAAAUAUGGCUUUGUGGACCCUUUCAUUAACUGUUGCGGGCACUUUGGCGAUUAUCCCGUCGAAUGUGGGAAGUCGAGCGUGGUGAACGGUACUGAAAUCUUUGGAGCUUCUUGCAGUGAUCCAUCUAAACACAUUAGUUGGGAUGGCACUCAUUAUACUGAAGCUGCAAACCAUUGGAUAGCCAAUAGGAUUUUGGAUGGCUCAUUCUCGGAUCCCCCAGUCCCUAUAACCAAAGCUUGUCUCUAA
Messenger RNA from Hibiscus syriacus, 1233 nucleotides. RefSeq names its product GDSL esterase/lipase At5g14450-like. Gene Ontology annotation, molecular function: hydrolase activity, acting on ester bonds. The transcript has 6 exons. The record is from RefSeq and is a predicted model, not a curated record. Bases 127 to 1233 code for a protein of 368 amino acids. NCBI's taxonomy places the organism in Eukaryota, Viridiplantae, Streptophyta, Magnoliopsida, Malvales, Malvaceae.